Molecule: messenger RNA, 1935 nt
Organism: Xyrauchen texanus (razorback sucker)
Lineage: Eukaryota; Metazoa; Chordata; Actinopteri; Cypriniformes; Catostomidae
Gene: septin10
Product: septin 10
Exons: 10
Coding region: 109-1398 (429 amino acids)
Biological process (GO): cytoskeleton-dependent cytokinesis
Cellular component (GO): cell division site; septin complex; microtubule cytoskeleton
Molecular function (GO): molecular adaptor activity; GTP binding; GTPase activity
Source: RefSeq, a predicted model, not a curated record
GGUUUGUCUGCUGGAAAUUAUUGGACGAGGCGGGUCACAGCAACUUUUGACUUUCGACUGAAAGUGAAGCUACAUUUCUCCAAAUAUACGUGAUUUUUCUGCGCGUAAAUGGCAUCAUCUGAUGUGGUUCGACAGAUGGACAAGAACGCCCGUCCGCUGGGUUUAUCGGGCCAUGUUGGCUUUGACAGUCUGCCAGAUCAACUGGUGAACAAAUCCACUAAUCAGGGCUUCUGCUUCAACAUUCUGUGCAUUGGUGAAACUGGCAUUGGAAAAUCCACGUUGAUGGACACUCUCUUCAACACCAAUUUUGAGAAUUUCGAGUCUUCCCAUUUUGAGCCGAAGGUGAAGUUGCGAGCGCAGACGUAUGAUCUUCAGGAGAGCAACGUUCGGCUCAAGCUCACUGUGGUUAAUACUGUUGGAUUUGGAGAUCAGAUGAACAAGCAGGAGAGUUACCAGCACAUUGUGGAUUACAUUGACACUCAGUUUGAAUCGUACUUACAAGAGGAGCUGAAGAUCAAACGCUCUCUUCAUAACUACCACGACUCCAGAAUCCACGCCUGCCUCUAUUUCAUUGCACCCUCCGGACACUCGCUCAAAUCCUUAGAUCUGGUGACCAUGAAGAAGCUGGACAGUAAGGUCAACAUCAUUCCCGUCAUCGCUAAAGCCGACACCAUCUCCAAGAGCGAGUUGCACAAAUUCAAGAUCAAGAUCAUGAGCGAACUCGUCAGCAACGGCGUGCAGAUUUACCAGUUUCCAAUCGAUGAUGAAACGGUGGCGAAGAUCAACACGGCAAUGAACGGUCAUCUUCCGUUCGCUGUUGUCGGGAGCACAGAGGAGGUGAACAUUGGGAACAAAAUGGUGAAAGCGAGACAGUAUCCCUGGGGAGUCGUGCAGGUGGAGAACGAGAACCACUGCGACUUUGUGAAGCUUCGUGAGAUGUUGAUCUGCGUGAACAUGGAGGAUCUCCGUGAACAGACGCACACGCGGCAUUACGAGCUCUACAGACGCUGUAAACUGGAGGAGAUGGGCUUUAAAGACACGGACCCAGAGUGCAAACCUGUCAGUCUUCAGCAGACGUAUGAGGCGAAGCGGCAGGAGUUUCUGGGCGAGUUACAGCGGCGCGAGGAGGAAAUGAGACAAACGUUUGUCCAGAGAGUGAAAGAGAAAGAGGCUGAGCUUAAAGAUGCUGAGAGAGAGUUGCAAGGGAAGUUCGAGCAGCUGAAGCGACUGCAUGCAGAUGAGAAGAGCAAACUGGAGGACAAACGCAGGAGUCUGGAGGAGGAGAUGAGCGCGUUCACCAAACGCAAAGCUGCAACGGAGCUGCUACAGGCGCAGUCCUUCAACGCCAGCACCAACAACAAGAAAGACAAAGAUCGCAAGAACUCUGGAUUCAUGUGACGAGUGAGACGACCUUGAGCCUGAUUCACUACUUUAAGCCAUCGUGGAAUCGUUACGAAAUAUUGAUGCGUUAUAUCAUGUUUUUAAUGCACAUUGCAUCCGGUUGUUUCUCUAAGUAUUAAAGUAGUUUACUGUAAGACAAUACAGACGCACCAGCAUAUCAGUGGCUGUUUGCAUUCACUUUAAAGCUUCAUGGUACUGUAUUUACUGCACACAAGUCACGAUUGGUCCCUUUGAAGAGUCCUCACGUCUCUACAUAUCACUUUGGUUUGUGUCUAGACUAUGGAAAUAAUAUUCGGAAGAAAAUGAAUGCAAAGAUGACGCUAAUCUAUUAUUUUUACCGGCAGACUUGUGUUUUUUACUAGCUUGUGGAGGGAUAAAAACAUGAAUUAAAAACUAUACUUUAGUAAUUUACUACGAAUAAAUGUUGAGCUUGUUGCAUUUAUCUUCCACAUUUUAUACUCGUAUGUUACAUGUAUUUAAACAGUGUUAUUUUGGAUGAUGUUUUAACCAAAUAAACGCAUGUAUUUUUCUGCA